AUGAACCCUCCUAUUUUCUUGGGUUCCAAGGUGAAUGAAGACCCACAAGAGUUUUCGAAAGAGGUCUACAAGAUAGUGGAUGCUAUGGGGGUGACCUCUAUAGAGAAAGCCAAACUUACGGGGUAUCAAUUGAAGGAUGUGGCCCAAGUAUGGUUUACUCAAUGGAAGGAUAAUAGGGCUAUAAGAGCGGGUCACAUAACUUGGGAAGUGUUCAAGAAGGCAUUCCUUGAUAGGUUCUUUCCACGAGAAAAGAGGGAAGCAAAGGUGGAGGAAUUUAUCAACCUUAGACAAGGAGGUAUGAGUGUCCAAGAAUACUCCUUGAAAUUUACUAAGUUGUUCAAAUAUGCCUCAUCUUUGGUGUCUAAUCCUAGAGAUGAGAUGAGCCGAUUCGUGACGGGUGUGUCUGAUUCAAUUGAGAAAAAAUGUCGUGCGGCUAAGCUUCAUGACAAUAUGGACAUUUCACGUCUAAUUGUCUAUGCUCAACAAGUUGAGGAAUCAAGGCUCAGGAAGAAGAGUAGAGAGGUAAAGAGGACAAGGUCCAAUGAUGGUAAUUCUUCUAAGGGUAAGUUUGAGGGUCAAAGUGGACCAAGGUUCAAGAAGAGGUUUUCCAACCAAGGCUCCUCCAAUGCUACAAGACCCAACAAAGAUAGGGUGUCUAACCCUAAGCCUCAAGGAGGAAAUAGGGGUGAAUCUUCUAUGAAGAGACCUACAUGUGCCAAGUAUGGUAAGAAACAUGAGGAGAAAUGUCUUGACGGAAUGGGUGUGUGCUAUGGAUGUAGCAAACGUGGACAUCAAUUGAAAGAUUGUCCAACUCGUGCGGCCAAGGGGAAAGAGGGUAACCAAGCUCCUCUAAGUGGUUCUAGUGCCAAUUCUCCCAAGAAGAAUCACUUCUAUGCUCUCCAAUCUAGAAGUGAUCAAGAGGGGUCCCCGGAUGUUGUUACUGACCCGGGUACCACUUUAUCUUUUAGUACUUCUUUAGUGGCUAUGAAAUUUGAUGUGCUCCCCGAAACUCUAAAAGAACCUUUUUCCAUGUCUACCCCGGUUUGUGAUUCGGUCAUAGCAAAAGGAGUGUAUAGGGGUUGUCCCAUUUCAUUGUCCAAUAGAGUCACAUUGGUUGAUUUAGUAGAACUUGAUAUGUUGGACUUUGAUGUCAUAUUGGGGAUGGAUUGUUUUGCUUCCAUAGAUUAUAAAACCCGGGUUGUGAAGUUUCAAUUUCCUAAUGAACCCAUUGUAGAAUGGAAGGGACGAAACUUGACUUCUAGAGGUCGAAUUAUCUCAUGUCUAAAAGCUUGUAAAAUGAUUUUUAAGGGUUGUAUCUAUCAUGUUGUGAGAGUUAAGGACCUUGAGUCUGAGACUCCUCCAUUAGAGUCGGUCCCCGUAGUAAGGGAGUUUCCGAAAGUCUGUCCUAAUGACGUGCCCGGAAUCCCUCCCAAACGGGAAAUUGACUUCGGCAUAGAUCUUUUGCCUGAUACACAACCGAUAUCUUCCUCCUUACCGGAUGGCCCCGACCGAAUUGAAGGAACUGAAGGCACAACUUAA
Molecule: messenger RNA, 1539 nt
Organism: Solanum tuberosum (potato)
Lineage: Eukaryota; Viridiplantae; Streptophyta; Magnoliopsida; Solanales; Solanaceae
Exons: 2
Coding region: 1-1539 (512 amino acids)
Molecular function (GO): zinc ion binding; nucleic acid binding
Source: RefSeq, a predicted model, not a curated record